Molecule: messenger RNA, 3299 nt
Organism: Gossypium arboreum
Lineage: Eukaryota; Viridiplantae; Streptophyta; Magnoliopsida; Malvales; Malvaceae
Product: fructokinase-1-like
Exons: 6
Coding region: 1603-3039 (478 amino acids)
Source: RefSeq, a predicted model, not a curated record
UCACAAAUUAUGACGUACACUCUCCCACUUGGGGAGAUGUUAAGCUGGCGCCCUCACCAAGUGCAAUGUGAGUCGCCAACCUAGGCCAUGGGCCUCAUUGAUCGCCCAUACGCCCCGUCCAGGUAAGUGAGUUUAACGUUGGUGCUCACAUUCCUUUUAUAAGUUCUCCUAGCACUAAUCUCCUUAUGCAGCACGAUGUGGGACAAAUAACUUAAAAACAUAAAUAAUAAACCCAACAUGUCGGUGAGGAAAGAUGGAAUUUUUUCUGUGAAUGUGUUUCUGAGACUCGGCAACUGCUAGUUAAGACUUCCAACUUGUGGAAGCUCGGAGGUGUGCAGUGCUGAGCACUGAUUAGCUGAGAAUUGACAGUCAAAGAUGUGAUUACCGUCAGCUUCUGGACGGUGAAGGUACCACUGCAGGUCUAUUCUAUUCAGAUUAAUGGGGUAGAAACGCCAUUCUCUGGGGAUAAUGUUAGUUUGAAUUCGCAAUCUGAUGAUGAUGAUGCAUACAGACCAUCUGUUCCAACCAUUAUCAACAUCCACAAAGACUAAUACUUCUCUUCCAAUUGUAUUUGCAUAUCAAUUGAUUAUCCAUUAGUUGCAACAGGUGUGAAGUAAUUAGAAGUCUUAUCUAACAGUACUUUUGUGGGUUUCAUUGCAGAGUAAAAAGUUAUAUAGCUUGUUCAGUCAUCUGUGAUCACCUUAACAUAAUGUUCAAGUUCAUUUCGUAUAUUUGUAAAUUUAGUUUAUAAUAAGCACAUGGAUGCAUACUUACUCAUAAUUAUGUCUUUGCACAAGCUAAUUAAGAAGCAUUAACAGCAGAAAAUUAGCUGCAUGAGUUUUAUGCCUACUUGUCUCACUCUCCACCUAGCACUUAUUUUGGAGAUUGAGUUCAUCUUCAUGAAACUUUCUUUUCCUAGUGCUUUUUAAUCUUUUAACGUUGUCUGGCAAGCGCUGUGUUGAAUUUGCAGUUAAUGCUACAUUACUUGCAUUCUCUAUGACCUAUAUUUGUCUCUGCAUCAGACACAAGCAUGAAUAUGAUACUUGUUAUACUAAGAUAUUAUCAGUGUCCGCUGUCAAUUUAGUACAAUAUGGUAAUAGAGAUGAGUUUGGUUGGGUUGGGUUUAGUUGAGUUUUUCGAAUGAUACAGUUUCACUUCUUGAUUUUUUAUAUUUAGGAAUUUCGAAUAUAUUUUAUGACUUUUGGAUGUUAUAUAAGAUAAUCAAUAAUACUUGUAUAAUAUAUUCUUUUGUUUUCAUAAACCAGUUUUGAUUAGUGUUAUGCGAACUUUGACAAUCACACCCUUGUAAUUUAUUGAUUUGAAUCCAUGGGUUUGAAAAUUUGACAUCCAUCAUUUCCAACCUAUUGAACCAAAUUUAUGAAAAAUGAAAUUUCAUUCCAUUCAACCAUUCUCUACUCAAUCGUCAACUUGAAAUAUGCUUAAAAGACUCGCAACGUCUACUUUGCCAGAAAAAACGAGUCAAUCCUCCUUACUUUCCCUUUAAAUUAACUUCAACUAUCCCGACUUUCACUCAUUUCUAUUACUGCUCUCAAUUUUCCCCUUACUCUUCUUUGACUCGUUGUUUACUAUUGAUUCAGCUGAAUGCAUCACCAAUCCAUAGCCUUUAAACCCCUCCAAUCCCCUUUCCCGCCCCGCCUUCACCCUCCUAACGCUAUCCCUUCUCGCCGCCUGUUUCCCCUCCAUCUAAACACCACCGCUUAUUCUCCCUGCUCUGCCUCUAGCUGCCGGAGUUUCCAUAUCCCUCUUCCCACUCACCCUCCUCGCUCCCUCCCCUCCUCCAACUCCACCAAAAACGCCGCCCUCAAAACCGUCGAUGUCGCCACUCUCGGCAAUCUCUGUGUUGAUAUUGUUCUCAAUGUUCCCAAAUUACCCCCGUCUUCUAAAGGCGCUCGCAAAGCCAUCAUGGAACAGUUAUCCUCUUCUCCUCCCGACAAGCAAUAUUGGGAAGCUGGUGGCAACUGUAAUGUAGCUAUAGCAGCUGCAAGGCUGGGACUCAAUUGUAUUACAAUAGGUUAUGUUGGUAAUGAAAUUUAUGGGAAGUUUCUUCUAGAUGUGCUUCGUGAUGAAGGAAUUCGUAUGGUGGGAAUGAAUGAAGAAGCUGAUGUUGUUAACAGUCCAAGUGCUUCUCAUCAAACUCUCUUAUGUUGGGUGCUUGUUGAUCCUUUACAAAAGCAUGGUUUUUGCAGUCCAGCUGAUUUUUUUGAGGAGCCUGCUUUUAGCUGGAUGAGUACACUUUCUGAAGAAGUAAAGAGGGGGAUUAAGCGAUCGAGAAUCUUGUUUUGUAAUGGUUAUGAUUUUGAUGAGCUUUGCCCUGGUUUGAUAAUGUCAGCUGUUGACUAUGCAAUUGAAGCUGGUGCAUCAGUGUUUUUCGAUCCAGGGCCGCGUGGAAAGAGUCUUUUACGCGGAACUGUGGAAGAACAAAAGGCACUUAGGCAUUUCUUGAGGAUGAGUGAUGUCCUCCUUCUAACAUCUGAUGAGGCCGAAUCAGUGACUGGCAUAGCGAACCCGAUUCUAGCAGGACAGGAGUUGCUGAGGACAGGGGUCCGCACUAAAUGGGUGGUUGUGAAGAUGGGCCCUAGGGGUUCAAUUCUGAUAACCACGUCAAAUAUUACAUGUGCAUCUGCAUUUAAGGUGAAAGUCAUGGACACCGUCGGCUGCGGAGAUAGUUUUGUUGCAGCUAUUGCAUUCGGUUUUAUACACAAUAUUCCCUUGGUUACAACAUUGGCAUUUGCAAAUGCUGUGGGGGCUGCUACUGCCAUGGGUUGUGGUGCCGGUAGGAAUGUAGCAGCACUGAAGCAAGUAGUAGAACUAAUGGAAGCACCCAACCUCAACGAGGAUGAUGAAUUUUGGAAUGAGCUACUGGGUGAACAUUUGGACUCCCAAGAGGUUACUUUUCUGUCGAAAAUGAUUUUAAAUGGAAGCAAUGGCAGGAUGAAUCGUGUUACAUUUCAAAAGGCAGUUUCUGAAUUGCUGCCUAAGCUUAAAUCAAGUCAACUAGAGGGCACACUGUCAUGUUGAUGGAUUGGAGCAGGUAUUAGAUACUCAACAAUGGUUUAAAGAAUACGUAUGGUAAACUCAAUAACGAGUACGAUUGGGAUCAGAUUGAAAUGGUUACUAGAAGAUCUUUAAGUGAGUUCAUUAACACAUUUUUGGCGAAUACCUUGAUACAUAGCUAUGUAAAAAUAGAUGUUCCCUUGUCGUGGUUAUAUUGUUGUUGUCAUCAUCAUUGGUUUUGAUUUUCUAAUUUUUAUGCAAUACAAAAAAGAUUGCUUCGAAAA